Molecule: messenger RNA, 2050 nt
Organism: Trichoderma virens Gv29-8
Lineage: Eukaryota; Fungi; Ascomycota; Sordariomycetes; Hypocreales; Hypocreaceae
Exons: 2
Coding region: 1-1668 (555 amino acids)
Cellular component (GO): cellular bud neck; plasma membrane
Source: RefSeq, a predicted model, not a curated record
AUGCCUUCGGUCGACGUUGCCAUGGUCCGAAGCCUUCGCGGCGGGUUGUGGGAGACCGUGGUGGACACUGUUGCGAGGAGCCUUGCUGCCCAGGUCGUGAAGCGAGAUAUCGUGGCCGAUGGCGAGAACAAAGUCUCAGAAAUUAAGCAAGCCUUUUCCAGCUGGGAUGCUUGCAUGGCCCACGUAUAUUGCAAGUGGCCUGCUAUUGCGCUUAUGAUUAUCGGCGGCCUUAUCCUUCUCAGUAUUGUCAUUUGUAUUGUCCGGUGCACCUGCUUGGGUAUGUCCUGUUGCUGCAGCUGCUGCUACUGCCUCAAGUGCUGCGGCAACUGCUGUGGCUGCUGCGACACCCCCGGUGGAAAGCCCCACAAACACCUCGAUGAACCAUACAAUCCCCAGCAAUCUGGAUACGGAGGAUAUCGUCAGGAGGCACCCAUGGCAGCUCACAUGCCAGCGCCCACGACAGUGCCAGCCUUCGCACCGCAAGCUUCUCACGGACCUCCACAAUACGCCGAGUUUGACGUCUCUAAGCAUGAUGCUGAUGCCCUCCCCGCCAUGCCAAGCUGGGAAACGGCCAACUCAAAGAAAAUUGUGCUUGAAGAGGAGGUCGAAAUGGAUGAUUUGCCGCCCAAGAAAGAGCCUCUUCCUCAGCAGAAUCAGAAUAUGAACAGCCCCAGGUACGGAGGACCUCAGCAACGAGGACCACAACAACAGAGGCCAAUGGGCCGAAAUGACCCAUACGGCCGGCAACAGACCAACUCGCCUGGCCAAUAUGGCCAGCCUGCUAGCCCAUAUGGCGGACACGACCAAGGUUAUGCCGCCCACGACCAGGGUUACGCUGCCCACGACCAAGGCUACGGUGCUCGAAACCAAGGAUAUGCCGCUCAUGAUCAAGGUUAUGGUGCCCAUGAUCAAGGCUAUGGCGCUCAUGAUCAAGGCCAUGUCGCCCACGAUCAGGGUUAUGGUGCUCAUGAUCAGGGUUACAACGGACACGACCAAGGUUACAACGCACACAAUCAAGCCUAUGGAGCACAUGAGCAAAACUACGGAGGACACGACCAAGGGUACAACGGACAUGGGCAGAACUAUGGCGCGCACGAGCAAAACUACAAUGGGCAUGAGCAAGGCUAUGACAACCACGUGGCGGAUGGGUAUGGUGCCAACCAGCCCUACGAUCAUGCUGCCCCUGCCGCAAGCAUGAGAAUGAGCCCUGGCCACCAAUCGCCCAUUUCCAAUCAGAAUGGAUUCGGCAUUCCACGACAGAUGACGCCAGGCCCGGCACAGAUGCCGACUGCCCCUCAUGAGCUUGACGGGCACUCCUCACCAGAUCACUAUGGCGCAGAUCCGAACAUGCGAAAGUCUCCUGGCCCCGGCCUGAACCAAAGACACUCCCCAGGCCCCCAGAGCGACUUUGGCAUCGCCCCGCAAAACAAGCCGGUCCCUUACAGGACGUAUACUCCGGCGCCGCAGAAGGCUGUGCAGGAUGCUCCCGCGGCUCCCAUCACCAACAACGGGGGAUUCGACUUUAGCUCAGGCUAUUCCCGUCCUCAGACGCGAGAGGGGCCAAACUACGAUCGCCGCCCCAGCGAAUCUCACGAGCGUGAGGAUCACGAGGGAUACCCCGGCUACAAGCCCUACAGCCCGUCCCCACAGAACUGGACCGGUGUCUAAAGAGCUUCUGACGAAUGAUCGACUAUUCAUGUUUAAUCCCGUUCUAUCUGCAUGACAUGUAUGUUGGUGUAUCAUAUAUUCUGAGGACAUUUUUGCGUGGCGUUUUUAAAAAGGCGAAUUAGUAGCCAGUUAGAGGUCCAGUGGUGUUUUUCUUUUUUUACAAGGCAAAACCUAGUGUUUCGGUGCUUGGAUCAUUGCUCACAUUAUGACGAUAUUGUUUGGAUAUGCUCGCUUGGUUUGUUUCUUUUUACGAUUCUUUGACGGGCAUUGUUUGCCUUGACCCUUUUGAAGAUAUGGAUGAGCAUGGCUUGGGGCUUUUGGAUGUAUGACACAAGGUGAUUGAAGUUUUAACGUAACUAUGAUGAAGAAGCUAUUUACACGG